ACUGAGGCUGAGUUGAUGAAAAGACUAGUAAUUAAUAAAGAUCGGACUUUUUUUGCCUUUUCUUUUUCGUCCCUUUGUGUGCUUUUUCGGGUUUGGGAGUUCGGUUGCAAUUUUCCCAACUAUGCGCACACCCCUGGCGUUAACUUAAUACAGUUUUCGAUGUUGAUGUUCCCCUACACCUUGGUUUUUCUUGCUUGCAGGUCUUAGAAAGCUUCGCAUCUUCUCAUCCUUCUUGGUGCUCGCUUCGUUUACGUAAGGCGUGUUACGCGAAGUCAAAUAAAUCAAGGUCUCAAGAUACAUAUGUGCUCGCACUCCUACAUUCCUAUUAAAGGACAUACAUAGGUAUAUAUGUUCAUCAACAUAUCAUGAUUUGGCUAAAGAUGCCCUCGCACCUCGUUCGAGUGCACGGUUUAUUAGUAAUAAACCAUAA
Messenger RNA from Annulohypoxylon maeteangense, 430 nucleotides. RefSeq lists its product as uncharacterized. Bases 16 to 207 code for a protein of 63 amino acids. The transcript has 2 exons. NCBI's taxonomy places the organism in Eukaryota, Fungi, Ascomycota, Sordariomycetes, Xylariales, Hypoxylaceae. The record is from RefSeq and is a predicted model, not a curated record.